This is a messenger RNA of Aphanomyces invadans, 507 nucleotides long. RefSeq lists its product as hypothetical. Lineage: Eukaryota; Oomycota; Saprolegniomycetes; Saprolegniales; Verrucalvaceae. Gene Ontology annotation, molecular function: nucleic acid binding. The transcript has 2 exons. The coding region runs from base 1 to 507 and encodes 168 amino acids. The record is from RefSeq and is a predicted model, not a curated record.
AUGCCGUCGUCCACGACGACCAAACGGUUGACGGAUGCUCAGCGCACCGACGUCUACAUUCGUAUGUCGCUGCUCAAGGCCGACGGCCGCAUCAAGCAUGGCAAGCUCAAGAAGGUCUGCGAUGAGUUCAAGGUCACCAAGGGAGCACUGGCCAAGAUUUGGGAAGCGCGCCUGCGAGACAUGGGAGGUGCCCCAGCCUUCCAGCACUCGACGUUGUGCUCUCUUACCAAGGCCACAGGCAUCCCACUGACAUCGCUCUGGCGGCUUCUGCAGACCAGGGUCAUGAAGAGGUGCACGAGCAGGCUCAAGCCCAUGUUGAUGGAGAAGCACAAGAACGACCGAAUGAUGUUCGUGAAGAGCUAUCUGCGGACAACCACGUCUGGAAAACACGUCUGGCACGACAUGCUUGACACGGUCCAUAUCGAUGAAAAAUGGUUCUACGUGUCCAAACUCAACCGGCGUUACUACCUGUGGAGCGAUGAAGACGUACCCAUACGGAGGUGUUAG